AUGGCUUGCUCGAAGUCAUAUCUGUCCCUUUGUCUUGGGCUUUUUGUCAUCUUUCUCUUUUCUCAAGUUUUUGCUCAUAAAUUGCCUGAGGCUACGGUUACUCGUCCCGAGAAGAAUAAUGCAUUGGAUGGGCAUAUAGGAGGUUUCGUGAGGGCCGUACGGUUCCGAGGGAGCAGUGAAAAGACAUAUUCUGAAACUGACAGGGUUUUCUACCUAACUCCUGGUGGAACCAAACAUGGAGCUGCAACUGGAACUGUAAAGAGGCAUUAUAGUACUCAAUUUGGUUCUCGUCCCUCAAAGUUGGAUGAUAUUUCAACUCAACCAGGUUUUCAUCCCUCAAUGUUGGCAGAUAAUAGUACUGCACCAGCAGGUUCUCCUCCCUUUGAAAAUAAUAGUACUGCACCAGCAGUUUCUCCUCCCUUUGAAAAUAAUAGUACUCAACCAGCAGUUUCUCCUUCUCCCUUAGAAAAUAACAGUACUCAACCAGCAGUUUCUCCUCCUCCCUUAGAAAAUAACAGUACUCAACCAGCAAUUUCUCCUCCUCCGUUUGAAAAUAAUAGAACUCAACCAGCAGUUUCUCCUCUUCCUUCAAAAUUCGACAAUAAUAGCACUCAAACAAGUUCUCCUCUUCCCUCAAAGUUCGACAAUAAUAGUACUCGACCAACUUCUCCUCCCUCAAUGUUCCAAGAUAAUAGGAUGAAGAAUGGUGCUAAAACUUCUCCGGGGACCUGA
Molecule: messenger RNA, 732 nt
Organism: Gastrolobium bilobum
Lineage: Eukaryota; Viridiplantae; Streptophyta; Magnoliopsida; Fabales; Fabaceae
Product: vegetative cell wall protein gp1-like
Exons: 3
Coding region: 1-732 (243 amino acids)
Source: RefSeq, a predicted model, not a curated record